AUGAAAAUAACAUAUUUUUUAACGGGUUUUAUAUGUUUCAUUUUAUCUAUUGCCCCAAUAAUAGAAGCAGUAUAUGCUGUUAUGUCCAUUGAUCUUGGGGAUCAGUACUUAAAAAUUGGAAUUGUAAAACCAGGUGUUCCUAUGGAAACUGUUCUUAAUAGAGAGUUUCGUAGAAAGACUGUUAAUAUGAUUGGUAUACGAAAAGGUGAAAGGUACUUUUCUGAUGCUGCUGCAAACUUGAAUGUCAAAUAUCCAAUAAAUACAUAUGGUUAUAUUAUGGAUUUAAUUGGAAAACAAUAUAAUGAUACAGCAAUAAAAAUUUAUAAAAAACGUUUCCCAUACAUUAAAUUACUUGCUGAUAAGAAACGUAAUACAGUUGUUGUAGAAACUGAUAGCGGAAAAUAUAAUGUUGAAACACUUUUAGGUAUGAUUUUAUGGAAUGCUAAUGAAAUAACAAAUAUAUAUGCUGGACAAAAAGUUAAUAAUGCUAUAAUAACUGUUCCAUCAUAUUAUACACAAUAUGAAAGAGAAGCAAUUGAAGUAGCAGCAGAAAUUGCUGGAAUAAAACUUUUAAAAAUUAUUAAUGAAGCAAGUGCAAUUGGUUUAAAUUAUGGUGUAUUUAGAAUGAAUGAAAUAAAUGAAACAAAACAUAAUAUGCUUAUUUAUGAUGUUGGUGCAUCAAAAACUUCAGCUGUUAUUAUUGAAUAUCAAAAAUUUAUUAAUGAAACUUCAAAACAAUCAUAUCCUGUUGUUAAAACUCUUGGAUUUGGUUAUGAUCGUAAUCUUGGUGGAUUAAAAUUAACAUUUCGUUUACGUGAUUAUUUAGUUAAUCAAUUCAAUAGAUAUUUUCUAACAAGCUCAAAUAUUACUGAAAGUCCAAGAUCAAUGGCAAAAAUGCUUAAAGAAGCUGAACGAGUAAAACAGGUAUUAUCAGCCAAUACCAAACAUAAAGCUCAAGUUGAGAAUGUAUUUGAAGAUAAAGAUUUUAAAGCAGAAAUUGCAAGGGAAGAGUUUUUGUAUCAUAUUUCAGAUUUAGAUGAUAAAUGGACAAAACCAAUUGAUAAAGCACUUGAAAUGGCAGGAUUAAAAUUGGAGGAAAUUGAUAAAUUUGUACUUUUUGGUGGUGGCACAAGAGUUCCUAAAAUUUUAGAAAUUUUAACAAAAUAUUUGAAUGGUAAAGAAAUAGGAAGAUUUUUAAAUACAGAUGAAUCUGCAUCACUUGGUGCACUUUAUUAUGGUGCUUAUUUAGCAAAAGGUUUUCAAGUAAAAAAAUUUGAAAUUGAAGAGAAAAAUGAUGUUGUUGAAAAAUUAUCAGAGAAAUAUAAAAUUGAAAAAAUGAGUGAUGAAGAUAUUAAAGCUUCAAAAGCUAUUUUAAAAGAUUAUGAAAAGAAAGAAUAUGAAAAAGCUGAACGUGAUGCUGCACAUAAUAGUUUGGAGUCAACAGUUUAUACAACAAAAGAUUUACUUGAAAAUUCAGAGUUUACAAAAUAUGCAACAGAUGAUGAAUUAUCAAAAAUUCGUGAAACAGUUGAAGAAGUUUAUCUUUGGUUAGAAGAUGAAGUAACAUCAGACACAACAAGCUCUGAUUUUAUAGACAAAUCUAAAAUAAUUGAUUAUUCGUUAAACCCCAUUAAAUUUCGCCAAAAGGAACAUUAUGAAAGACCUAAAAAAAUUAAAUCAAUAGAAAAAAUUUUAAAUGAGACAACGAAAUUUAUUGAGAUAGGAAAAAAUUUAACAGAUAUACUAAGUGAAGAUGACAUUAAAACAUUACAGGAUGCAUACGAUGAUACAUUAAAUUGGUGGACAGUAACAAGUAAUGCACUAGUUGAUAUACCAUUAAAUAAAGAUGCUCCUGUUACAAAUAUUGAGAUAAUUGAGAAGGCAAAAGAAUUAAAGCGCAAGUGGAAAGUUUUGGAAAAUAAAAUGAAAAAUAUAAUUGCUGAAAAAUUAAAAGCACAGGCAGAAAAAGAAGCUGCAGAAAAAAAAAUAGUUGAAGAAGCUGCUAAAAAAUUAGCUGAGGAGGAAAAAAAUAAAAAAGAAGCUGAAAAUGAAAAUGAUUCUGAAAAUAAAACAAUACUAAAUGAUGAAAUUGCAAAUCAAGAAACUUCCGAUAACGCAAAUGAUUCACAAAGAAAAGAGACAGAUGUGGGUGAUGAUGAAACUAAAAGUCAUAUACCAGAAGAACUUUGA
Strongyloides ratti is the source of this 2190-nucleotide messenger RNA. RefSeq names its product Hypoxia up-regulated protein 1. Bases 1 to 2190 code for a protein of 729 amino acids. NCBI's taxonomy places the organism in Eukaryota, Metazoa, Nematoda, Chromadorea, Rhabditida, Strongyloididae. Gene Ontology annotation, cellular component: endoplasmic reticulum chaperone complex. The record is from RefSeq and is a predicted model, not a curated record. Gene Ontology annotation, molecular function: ATP-dependent protein folding chaperone; ATP binding. The transcript is spliced from 3 exons. Gene Ontology annotation, biological process: cellular response to hypoxia; endoplasmic reticulum unfolded protein response; negative regulation of hypoxia-induced intrinsic apoptotic signaling pathway.